Molecule: messenger RNA, 3772 nt
Organism: Haemorhous mexicanus (house finch)
Lineage: Eukaryota; Metazoa; Chordata; Aves; Passeriformes; Fringillidae
Product: pre-mRNA-processing factor 39-like
Exons: 14
Coding region: 1597-3660 (687 amino acids)
Biological process (GO): RNA processing; mRNA 5'-splice site recognition
Cellular component (GO): commitment complex; U2-type prespliceosome; U1 snRNP
Molecular function (GO): protein binding
Source: RefSeq, a predicted model, not a curated record
AGCACCCCCCCAAACUGACCCGAGAUCCCCCCCCCACCUCCCCCCUCCCCAUUUUCCACCCAAAUUCCCGGCUGGAAGCCAAUCCCAGGCCCCUUGGUGACCCCAGCCCCAUUUCCCCAGCCCCUGACCCCUUUUCCCUCCCUUUUCUUUCUGUUUUCCCCCAUUUUCCCCCAUUUUCCCCCAUUUUUCCUCAGUUUUCCUCAUUUUUCCUCAUUUUCCCGCCAUUUUUUCCCAAUUUCUGCCCGUUUUUCCCCGUUUUUCCCCAACCUCCCUCUCCCCCAAGCCAGGGUCGGGUCCCUGUUGUUCCCAUGGGAAUUUUGGGGUCCCCAGAUGGAAUUUUGGAGCCCCACCCCCCAGAUUUGGGUCCUGCCCGUGGGAAUUUCGGGAUUUUCCCGGGAAUUCGGGAAUUUUUGGGUCCCCUCUGUGGAAUUUCGGGGUUCCCCCUGGAAUUUUGGGAAUUCUGCCCCCCAUUAACAGUAUUAACCCCUCCCUCCCCACCGGGGACACCCCAAACCCCGCCCCCCCAGUCCCAAACUGGUUUGUACUGGUUUGUACUGGUGGGGUUGCAGUUUCUCGCUGACUUUUGCCCAAUUCCGGGCGCUUUUGGCCCAAACCCCGCCGCUGUUCCGGGCCGGCCGCGCCCCCAGUGCCUCUGGAACCCCAAAUUCUCAGGGAAAAACCAAAACUCCACAACCCCGCGGCCGGAAUCGCCGGGAAGCGGCGCCUUUUGCACCCAGACGGGGCUGGGGGGGCGGUUUGGGGCAAAAAGGAGCCAAAUUGGGAUUUUCAGCUUGGAGGUGGAUUUUUUUUCUUUCUUCCUUUGAUUUUUUGGGCGGUUUUGGCCCCAGCUUGAGUGGCUUGGUGAGGAAUUUGGCAAUAACGAAGCGGCGCCGCUUUGGGGAGUUGAUUUCCAGCCCUUCCGUGUUGUUUUUUUUACCCAUUUUGAGCCAAAAUCAUCGUUUCUUUUGGGUCUGUUGGAGGGGGGUUUUUUUGGGUGGAUUCCUUCAAAAUCGCCUCGUUUUGGGGUGAAGCCACGGGGAGGGGGAGGGAUGGUUCCGGGGGGGGCGCUGGACCCCAGAAUCGCUCCUUUUCCCCCCGAAGCGGUGGCGGAAUUAUUUAAUUUGUAAAUAAUGUACAAAUUUUUACCAGCUCCGGUGUAAAUACAAUAAAGGUUGCAGUAAAGCUCGGCUCCUCCCGCCCGCCAGGGGGCGCGCGGCGGCGCCGCCCGUGUCUCUAUGGUCCUCCCCCCCCCCCCAAGUCUCUGUGGUGGAUCAACCAUAGAGACAGCCGCUCGUACUGGUUUGUAGUGGUGUCGCACCCGCCAAAGUCUCUGCGGUUGGUGCGGAGCUCCCGGUACUGGUUUAUACUGGUUUAUACUGGUGUUUUCGCCUCUGGGCCGCUCCGGUUUCUCUUUCCUGUCUCUAUGGUUAUGGCGGCGGCAGCGGAAGCCGCUCUGGCCGCCGGGCCCGUCUCUAUGGUUCUCCCGCCGCCGUUACUCCUCCAUGGCGGCCGCGCUGCGGGUCCUCCCGCCCGCCAGGCGGCGCCGCCUCCCCGGCGGCCGCUCUGUGCCGCCACAUCCGGGUCCCGCGCGGCGCGAUGGCGGCGGAGGGGCCCGAGGAGGGACCCGGGGGCUCCGGGGGCACCGGGGAGGCGAUGGACGGGGACGGGGACGGCGGUGAGAGCCCGGGAACGGGCGGGGGCCCCCCGGCCGAGCCUCCCCCUCCCGCUCCCCCCGAUCCCGAUCCCGGUGCUGAUCCCGAUCCCGAUCCCGGUGCCGGUCCCGAUGAUCCCGGUGCCGAUGCCGGUGCCGCCCCUCCCCCCCCGGCCGCCCUGAACGGGGCCCCUCCCCCCGCGGAGCCGCCCCCGGAGGAGCCGCCGCCGUUCCCGCCCGAGUUCCAGCGGCUCUGGGGGGCGGCCCAGGGCAGCCCCCACGACUUCGGCGCCUGGACCGAGCUGCUGGCCUACGUGGAGCAGGAGGAGCUGCUGGAGGCCGCCCGCCGCGCCUUCGACGCGUUCUUCCAGCGCUACCCGUACUGCUUCGGCUACUGGCGCAAGUACGCCGAGCUGGAGCGGCGCCUGGGCAGCGCCCGCCGCGCCCAGCAGGUGCUGGAGCGGGGGCUGCAGUCCAUCCCCCUGAGCCUGGAGCUGUGGCUGCACUACAUCGGCCUCCUGCAGAGCUCGCUGGACCCCGCGCGGCCCGAGAGCGCCCAGCGCGUGCGGGGGGCGUUCGAGGCGGCGCUGGCGGCGGCCGGGAUGGAUUUCCGCUCGGACAAGCUCUGGGAAUCCUACGUGGAGUGGGAGCGGGAGCGCGGCGACCUCCGCGCCGUCACGGCCAUCUACGACCGCCUGCUGUCCAUGCCCACGCAGCUCUACAGCCACCACUGGGAGAGGUUCAAGGAGCACGUGCUGCAGCACCCGCCCGGUGCCAUCCUGUCCCCCGAGGAGCUGCUCUGGGUCCGCUCCAAGCUCGGGCCCGGCCCCGAGCCCGCCCCGAGGCCGCCGGAGGCGCCGCCGGGCGCGGAGCCGCCCCCCGGGGCCCCGCCCCAGGCUCAGGAGGAUCUGGACCAGGAGAAGAUCCGGGAGCUCGUGAUCUCCAUGAGGCAGCAAAUCUACACCCAGAACGAGGCCGAAGUCAGCAAACGCUGGAACUUCGAGGAUGGGAUCAAGCGUCCCUAUUUCCACGUGAAGCCCCUGGAGCGGGCGCAGCUGCGGAACUGGCGCGAGUACCUGGACUGGGAGGUGGCGGCGGGCUCGCACGAGCGCAGCAUCGUCCUCUUCGAGCGCUGCCUCAUCGCCUGCGCCCUCUACGAGGAGUUCUGGGUCAAGUACACGCGGUACCUGGAGUCCCGCACGGUGCCGGGCGCCCGCAGCGUUUUCCAGCGCGCCUGCGGCUUCCACCUGCCCCGCAAGCCCAACAUCCACCUGCUGUGGGCCGCCUUCGAGGAGAAGCAAGGCAACGUGGACGAGGCCCGGCGCAUCCUGCGCAGUUUCGAGGCGGCGGUGCCCGGCCUGGCCAUGGUGCGGCUGCGCCGCGUCAGCCUGGAGCGCCGGCACGGGCGCGUGGCCGAGGCCGAGGCGCUGCUGCUCGAGGCCAUGAGGGCCAACGAGGGGCUGCCCCUGGGCUCCUUCUACGCCGUCAAGCUGGCCCGGCAGGUGUGCAAGGUGCAGAAGAACCUGGGCAAGGCCCGCAAGGUGCUGGUGGAGGCCCUGGAGAAGGACCCGGAGAACGCCCGGCUCCACGCCAACCUGCUGGAGAUGGAGUUCGGGGCGGACGUGGGGCAGAACGAGGGCAACACCAUGAGCUGCUUCGAGCGCGCCCUGCGCAGCCCCCUGCCCGACGAGGCCAAGCUGCUCUUCUCGCAGCGCCGCGUCGAGUUCCUCGAGGACUUCGGCUCCAGCAUCCACAGCCUGCUCAAGGCCUACGAUGAGCACCAGAAGAUCCUGAAGGCGCACGCGGCCCGGAAACGGGCGCCCGAGAACGGCUCAGAGGAACCCGACGACAAACGGCUCCGACCCGACGACCCCUCGGGGCUCCUGGGACCCCUCAGCUUUUCAGGGGGGGACCCCAACCCCUCCUACAACUACUGGUACCAGCACGGCUACGGCACCUACGGCUACCAGAGCCCCUGGGGCUACAGCCACUACUACGGGCAGAGCUGAGGGGGCCCUGCCCCCACCCCACCCCACCCCCACCCCUGUACAGACCGCGGGACCCCUCCCCCAAAAUUUGGGGCAGGGGGGCGUUGUAAAUAAAGAGGCUGUGAGGAGUUUA